AUGGACUGUAACAUUUUCGAUCCAGUUGAAUUACCUUGCGGUCGUACUGUUGAGAACAGACUGGUCAAGGUAGUAGCCAUGUAUGAGCACAUGUCAAAUUUCUCUGGUGGUUCACCAAACGAAUUCCACUAUGGCUUGUACUCUGAAUGGGCUAAGCAUGGAUGGGGAAUGGUUCUCACUGGAAACGUACAGGUUUCACCUCAGCAUCUGACCUUGGGCCGUGACAUCGUUGUACCCGCCACACUCAAUGCGGAGGACCUCAAACCGUUCGAGAGGUUGGCGGAAGUCAUCCAUGGAGGCGUUGAUGGCGCACGCUCUCUGGCUAUCAUGCAGCUGUCGCAUGCUGGACGGCAAUCAGCGAGAUUUAUUGGUGGUCGAUCCCCUUUUGUUGCACCGCUGGCCCCAAGUCCUGUCCGUGUUGGGGCAGGGAAUCCUGGAGCUGUAAGGGACGUAAUCGCUGAUUUCGUGUUUCAUACGUUGUUCCAAGCUCCUACGGAGAUGACCACACAAGACAUUCUCCAUGUUCAAUCCAGCUUCGUGCGAGGUUCUCUCUUGGCGUACGAAUCAGGCUUCGAUGGUGUCCAGGUUCAUGCUGCUCAUGGAUAUUUACUGGCGCAGUUUAUGAACCCUAAGAGUAAUAUCCGGAAUGACGAGUAUUCAGCGGCACCGGAAAAUAACAUUCGCAUGCUGCAUGAGAUAGUUGAAGCUAUCCGCAAGGUGGUACCGACUACUUUCAUCAUCGGAAUCAAAAUCAAUUCGGCUGACUACGUGGCUUCCGGGAGCACCGAAGAAGUAUCUCAGCAAGGCGAACAGUGUAUUCUGGAUCACAUUCGCACCAUUUCAAGCUGGGGUAUCAUCGACUUCAUCGAGAUUAGCGGUGGCGAUUACGAAAAGCCUGAUUUUAUGGCGUCCGUUGGAUCUCAGCAAUCAGAGCGCCAGGCCUUCUUUGCGCAAUUCUCCCAGACAGUCAUGAAGGACCUUCACCGAUCGCCUACCCCCUUCUCUUCGAUCCCACUCGUUCUACUAACUGGCGGCCUCCGUUCGCAUUCACACCUACAAACUGCCUUAGUGUCGGGGCAUGCUGACUUACUAGGCAUCGGGAGAGGCGCAGUCCUCUGUCCCGACCUGCCCAAGAUUCUUCGAUCACAGCUUCAUAAUAGUAAAUCCCCUAGCACUUGGGCUGACAGACCAUUUGCGCACGAACCAGCUGCAGUUCUUGGAGCUUCUAAAUGGUUACCGAACGUGAAGCUCGUUGGUGCUGGCUUUGGGAGUGCCUGGUAUAUCAUUAGAAUGAGGGAUAUUGCCGUCUCCCAGAUCAAGAACCCCGGAGCAGAGCCACCGCCCUUGGACUACGACCAAGGAGGAUUGUUUGCUUUUUUCAAGAUGUGGGCUUGGUUUGACUUUGGAAGAGCUACGGUCUGGAUCCUAGGAAUAUCCACGGCGCUUGUGGUCGGGUUUUUUUGCUAUCACUAA
Molecule: messenger RNA, 1473 nt
Organism: Suillus paluster
Lineage: Eukaryota; Fungi; Basidiomycota; Agaricomycetes; Boletales; Suillaceae
Exons: 5
Coding region: 1-1473 (490 amino acids)
Molecular function (GO): FMN binding; oxidoreductase activity
Source: RefSeq, a predicted model, not a curated record